AUGACGUUCCUAUCAGAAUUCCUUUCCUUCUUCUCGUUGGAGGCAUUGGACACGCGGUUGUUGCCCAAUGAGCAGAAGAAGCAAGCUGUCCAAAAGAGAUCGAAUCCAGUGUCAAAAUGGCACACCUUGGAAUUCAAGUUUUACAUGUUGGUGUUUGCUAUCACGGUGCCAUUGAUGUACAAAACAGCCAUGGAUGCUUCCAAUGAGACAAACCCUAACUACCCCCGUUUCCAGCAUCUCCUCAGCGAUGGCUGGUUGUUUGGUAGGAAGGUUGAUAACUCAGAUCAACAAUAUGCAUUCUUCAGAAACAACUUUGGCGUGUUAGCAGCAUUCAUUGUGAUCCACUGGUCGUUGAGACGACUUAUAGGUAAGUUCUUUCAGGUGACCAAGAGAACUUACUACGAUUUCGGGUUCGGGGUAUUUUUCUUAUUCGCAAUCCAUGGUUUCAAUACACCCAAAUUGCUUAUUCAUAUUGCCAUCAACUAUUCGAUAACCCAUUUCAUCAAAAACCAUCGGGCAGCAAUUGCGGUAACCUGGGUAUAUGGUUUGCUGACCUUGUUUGUCAAUGACUGGUACUGGGACUAUCCAACGGGGAUAAGCAUUAUUGAUCAUGGUUUCAAGGGAAUCGUGGAGAGAUGGGACGUCUUUUAUAACUUCACAUUACUCAGAAUGAUGUCAUUUAACAUGGACUAUUUGGAGAGAGCCAAAGAGAUCGAGAAUGCAAAAGUCUCUCUUGAUAAAGAUGAAACCAAGUUAUCGACCCUUUCAUAUCUCGAUGAUAGACAAAGGUUAACCGCUCCUCUACCAAUUGUCGAUUACAAUUGGGUGAACUACUUUGCCUACCUCACAUAUACCCCACUUUUCAUUGCAGGUCCCAUUGUGACAUUUAAUGAUUUUAUUUACCAGUCCAACUAUCAAUCGUUGCCAUCAGUCAAAGAUUACACCAGAACUUUCCGUUACUUCUUAAGAUUGGUGUUUUGUGUAUUGGUCAUGGAAUUCUUGCUUCACUUCAUGUACGUGGUUGCGGUGUCAAAAACUAAGGCCUGGGAAGGAGAUACACCAUUCCAAAUCUCUAUGUUGGGAAUGUUCAACUUGAAUAUCAUUUGGCUCAAAUUAUUGAUUCCGUGGAGAUUAUUCCGGUUCUGGAGUCUUUUGGAUGGGAUAGAUCCACCAGAGAAUAUGAUCAGGUGUAUGGAUAACAACUAUUCGGCACUUGCAUUCUGGAGAGCUUGGCACAGAUCCUUCAACAGAUGGGUUAUCAGAUACAUCUACAUCCCAAUGGGAGGCGGAGGAAAGUACAGAAUCAUCAACAGUCUUCUUGUGUUUAGUUUUGUGGCUAUUUGGCAUGACAUCGAGUUGAAACUCUUGAUGUGGGGCUGGCUCGUGGUAGUGUUCUUGAUUCCCGAAAUUUCUGCCACCAUCUACUUCAAGAGGUUCGAACACGAGUGGUGGUUCAGGCAUUUGUGUGCAGUGGGUGCGGUAGUGAACAUUUGGAUGAUGAUGAUAGCAAACUUAUACGGCUUUUGUCUUGGAAACGAUGGCACCCUUGCGCUUCUUCGGGAAAUGUUCAAUACCGUCAGUGGCAUUGAGUUUUUCAUAUUCUCUUCGGGAGCUCUCUUUGUGGGUGCCCAGGUGAUGUUUGAGUUGAGAGAGGCCGAGAAGAGGAAGGGUAUCGACGUGAGGUGUUGA
Suhomyces tanzawaensis NRRL Y-17324 is the source of this 1689-nucleotide messenger RNA. RefSeq names its product O-acyltransferase (gene GUP1). The transcript has a single exon. The record is from RefSeq and is a predicted model, not a curated record. Gene Ontology annotation, biological process: GPI anchor biosynthetic process. Gene Ontology annotation, cellular component: endoplasmic reticulum. Lineage: Eukaryota; Fungi; Ascomycota; Pichiomycetes; Serinales; Debaryomycetaceae. The coding region runs from base 1 to 1689 and encodes 562 amino acids.